Mycetomoellerius zeteki is the source of this 1649-nucleotide messenger RNA. RefSeq names its product G patch domain-containing protein 2-like. NCBI's taxonomy places the organism in Eukaryota, Metazoa, Arthropoda, Insecta, Hymenoptera, Formicidae. The record is from RefSeq and is a predicted model, not a curated record.
UGCAAGCAUACGUUACAAACGGAAAAUAGUUGAUCCAGCCGAUAGCUCUCGUUUACUUGACGUUCGACGAUCCUCUCUUUUUAUCUAUUUCAUUAUUGAUCGACAGAGUGGACCGGGUUUGACAAUGAGACAGUUUUGAGGCGAGACUGAUGGACAUUACUUGUAAGAGCAAAAAACGCAUCCUUCAAAUGGAGCGUGUUCUGAAAGCUGUACCGGCGGAUUUAAGAGUAAAAAUGGAGGCUCUUGUGCACGAUUUGACUUUGGCACUGGAGGAGAGCAGCAACAGUGCAAAUCUGAGACGCAGAUGGGGCAUUAGGAGGAGAGCCCGCUCCACGGGGAAUAUUCCGGCAUUAAGCAUGAACAAACAUUCGGACGACAGCUCAUCUUCCAUUUGCGAAAUUCGCAUUCCAAAAACUGCCAAUGUUUCGAAAUAUCAGUCCGAUAGUGACGAUCCUAAUCAGACCAAACGUUUCGCACAUUUUCCAAACUUAAAUAACGUCAGUAAUAUCGAGAGCGAUUCAGUAAAUGAAAAUUUUGUGCCAAGAGCAAACACCAGACGCAAGAGAAAGUUUAAAAGAAUGGCAAUUGAUUCCGAUUCUAAUGCGUCCACUUCUCAAGCAGUGGCAAUUAUGUCGACUUCAACAUUCGGUGGAAAAAAACGUAUCUUUCGAAGCGAUUGUAAAAAUAGAUAUAGUGCUAUAUGGUGCGGAAAACGUAAAAGAUCGUGUAGAAUAGAUUGUGAAAUGAGAGUAGCUAAACCAACCAAAAAUGCAAAACCGAAAAAUCGAGAUAAAAUGCAAGGCGAGGAUACGGUGGAUUGUUCUCGUAUAUCUAGUUCCAGCAUUUCGUCCAGUGAUUCGGAGGCAGGUCUUAUUACAAACGAUGAAGAUAGAGAAGGAGACGACGAACAGUCGGAUUGGAUCGGAGAGUCGAGUUGGCGAGACGACGGAGAGAGCACUAGCGACGACAAAGCUACGUCGGAUUCGACCUUCCAAAUGAUAUUGCAUGGCGAACAUUCCGUUGCAGAGGCCAAGAAAAAUUAUAAACAGAGAAUACAACGCAUUCGUGAAGGCCUCAGCGGUAGAGAGAUCCGUGCUGGGCGACGUCAUGUUGACAACAAGCCUGGUUAUUCCAUUAUAACAUCAGCCAACGAGAAAGUCUCUCGAUUCCUGCAAGAUCCCACACAGAGCGAGCUAAAACUCCAUCCUAUGCGACAACCUGAGCGAGAGAAGCUACGUCGACUCGCCAAUUUGUAUAGUUUAAGUAUGAAGGGCGAUCAAGGCUGCCCAAUACUGUAUAAAACGCGACAUACCACACAGGCUGUGUGCGUAGAUCAAGUAUCAUUGAACAGAUUCUCAGACUACAAGAGAUUGCGUAAAACACCGCCGAAUUCACCGAAUUCAGACUCUACGAUGCAAACCGAGGAGCCUCAGAUUUCCAGCACGAGCUUCAGUCCACAAAUUCUAAAUCAAACGCAAAGCAAUAUUGGCUCUAUACAAGCAAAUGUACAAACGUUUUCUUCAUUUGAAUGGGAAAGCGAAAGUAUGGACAUUGAAGUACAAGGAAAGCCAAAGUUUCCUGAUUUUGGACAUUCCAAAUCUAGUUAAAUAUAUACAUAUAAAUACAUAUUCAUUGUUAUUGUUUCUUCU